Molecule: messenger RNA, 1767 nt
Organism: Penicillium taxi
Lineage: Eukaryota; Fungi; Ascomycota; Eurotiomycetes; Eurotiales; Aspergillaceae
Gene: hsp60
Product: chaperone ATPase HSP60
Exons: 3
Coding region: 1-1767 (588 amino acids)
Biological process (GO): protein import into mitochondrial intermembrane space; mitochondrial unfolded protein response; protein refolding
Cellular component (GO): mitochondrial matrix; mitochondrial inner membrane
Molecular function (GO): ATP-dependent protein folding chaperone; ATP binding; protein-folding chaperone binding
Source: RefSeq, a predicted model, not a curated record
AUGCAGCGCGCGCUCUCUUCCCGGACAUCUGUCCUGUCGGCCGCUUCCAAGCGUGCCCCUUUCUCUCGCUCCAGCUUGAACCUUCAACAGCAGCGGUUUGCCCACAAGGAAAUCAAGUUCGGUGUUGAGGCUCGUGCCAGCCUCCUCAAGGGUGUUGACACUCUGGCCAAGGCUGUUACCUCUACUCUGGGUCCCAAGGGUCGCAAUGUCCUGAUCGAGUCCUCCUACGGCUCCCCUAAGAUCACCAAAGAUGGUGUUACCGUCGCCAAGGCUAUCCAGCUACAGGACAAGUUUGAGAACCUCGGUGCCCGCCUCCUCCAGGACGUCGCCUCCAAAACCAACGAGCUCGCCGGUGACGGUACCACUACCGCUACCGUUCUGGCCCGUGCCAUCUUCUCCGAGACUGUCAAGAACGUUGCUGCUGGCUGCAACCCCAUGGAUCUACGCCGCGGUAUCCAGGCUGCUGUUGAUGCCGUUUUGAUCUAUCUGCAGGAGAACAAGCGCCCUAUCACCACCGGCGAGGAAAUUGCUCAGGUCGCUACCAUCUCCGCCAACGGAGACACCCACGUCGGCAAGCUUAUCUCCACCGCCAUGGAGCGUGUUGGCAAGGAGGGUGUUAUUACUGUUAAGGAGGGUAAGACUCUGGAGGACGAGCUCGAGGUUACUGAGGGUAUGCGAUUCGACCGUGGCUACACCUCCCCCUACUUCAUUACCGACCCCAAGUCCCAGAAGGUCGAGUUCGAGAAGCCCUUGAUCCUGCUCUCUGAGAAGAAGAUCUCUGCUGUUCAGGACAUUAUCCCUGCCCUUGAGGCCUCUACCACUCUCCGCCGCCCAUUGGUUAUCAUUGCCGAGGACAUUGAGGGUGAGGCUCUCGCCGUCUGCAUCUUGAACAAGCUGCGUGGCCAGCUCCAAGUUGCCGCCGUCAAGGCUCCCGGCUUCGGUGACAACCGCAAGAGCAUCCUUGGUGAUCUUGCCGUGCUCACCAACGGUACAGUCUUCACCGAUGAGCUCGACAUCAAGCUCGAGAAGCUUACUCCUGAUAUGCUCGGCACUACUGGUUCUAUCACCAUCACCAAGGAGGAUACCAUCAUCCUCAACGGUGAGGGAAGCAAGGACUCUAUUGCUCAGCGUUGCGAGCAGAUCCGCGGUGUCAUGGCUGACCCCGGUACCUCCGAAUACGAGAAGGAGAAGUUGCAGGAGCGCCUGGCCAAGCUCUCCGGUGGUGUUGCCGUCAUCAAGGUCGGCGGUGCCUCCGAGGUUGAGGUCGGCGAGAAGAAGGACCGUGUUGUCGAUGCCUUGAACGCCACCCGCGCUGCCGUUGAGCAGGGUAUUCUGCCCGGUGGUGGUACUGCUCUGCUCAAGGCAUCUGCCAACGCCUUGGGUGAUGUCAAGCCCUCCAACUUCGACCAGCAGCUCGGUGUCAGCAUCAUCAAGAGCGCUAUCACCCGACCCGCUCGCACUAUUGUCGAGAACGCCGGUCUUGAGGGCAGCGUGAUUGUCGGCAAGCUCACCGACGAAUUCGCCAAGGACUUCAACCGUGGCUUUGACAGCUCCAAGGGUGAGUUCGUCGACAUGAUCGAUGCCGGUAUUGUCGACCCUCUCAAGGUUGUCCACACUGCUUUGAUUGACGCCAGCGGUGUUGCCUCCUUGCUCGGUACCACUGAGGUCGCCAUUGUCGAUGCCCCUGAGGAGAAGGGCCCCGCCGGUCCCCCCGGUGGCAUGGGUGGCAUGGGUGGUAUGGGCGGUAUGGGUGGUGGCAUGUUCUAA